Molecule: messenger RNA, 1059 nt
Organism: Pedinophyceae sp. YPF-701
Lineage: Eukaryota; Viridiplantae; Chlorophyta; Pedinophyceae
Source: the annotation of a GenBank genome assembly
AUGGGCUUCGCGGAGGAGGACAGGGUCAACGCGCGGCUAAAAGCUAGCCCGACGGGACAACUGAACAACUUAGCCGGCCUCGACGACACGCUGUACUUCGCACAUUUGGACCAGGUGUGGACCGUGAGCGGCGCGUCCGCGGCCAAGGGCGGGGAGGGGGACGACGUGGAUGCGAAGGGGCGGCCGAUCGCGCGGUGUUCGCGGAUAUGCGACAUGGUGAGCGGCUCGGACCGCAUGCUGGUGCGGCAAAUCGCGCCCGUUUCGCUCUACUCGGGACAGAGUUACAUCGCACUGGCCACUUCCAUCGGUGUGGAGGUCUUCGACGGCUCCGGACGGACCCUGAUUCUCCACUGGAACCUCCCCGCGGACGACCGGCCGCGAGAUCACACGCUGGCGCCGACGGCGACCUGCGUCGCGUGGGCCUCGGGCCCUGACGGCGCGGUGCAUCUGUGCGUGGGGACGGCGGGCGGGCGCAUACACGUCUUCGUCCUCGACUCGUUCGGGCGGAUAUCGCACGCCGACACCAUGUACACGCCCGACUUCGAGCCCGUCUCGUGCAUCGGGUCGCACAUGUCCGCGCGGCGCGGCGGGGACGCGGCCUUCGGGGAGCGCCCCGUGCUGGUGGUUGGCACGUACGAGGGGACGAGCGUGCUGUACCAGGCCACGGGCCCGGGGGAGUACGACGUGAUCCGGCAGGUCAGAGAGGGCGCGCCGGUGGUCGGGUGCGCCGCGUGGGGGGACUUCGCGGUCGUCGGUGCGCAGAACGGGACGGUUGCGCUGCAUAGCAUCUCGCGCGGGAUCACGCUCGGAACGUACCGAGCGCACAGUCGGAUGAUGUCGUGUCUCGCGCUCCACCCGACCAAGGGCCUGAUUGCCACGGGCGCGGAGGACGCCACCGUUGCGGUGUGGGAGCUGCCCACGUCCAGCGCGGAGAUCAGGAUGCCGCUGUCGGCCUGCUGGCAGAGCUCCGUUGUCACGGGCGUCGCGUUCCGCGGCGACGACCUCGCCGUCGUGCCCUACGACCACGAGGAAAUAGCCCUGUACAAACACCAACCAUGA